Messenger RNA from Glarea lozoyensis ATCC 20868, 1635 nucleotides. Its product is annotated as Protein kinase-like (PK-like). The coding region runs from base 1 to 1635 and encodes 544 amino acids. Gene Ontology annotation, cellular component: mitochondrion. The record is from RefSeq and is a predicted model, not a curated record. The transcript is spliced from 6 exons. NCBI's taxonomy places the organism in Eukaryota, Fungi, Ascomycota, Leotiomycetes, Helotiales, Helotiaceae.
AUGGGUCUGUGGAGGAAAUUCCGGAGGCAGACCUCUACAAAUAUACUAGGCAUCGCUGGGUUCAGACACAACGAGGCGUAUAAUCUAUCCCAGAGAUAUCUCAAAUUCAACCUACAGGAGCUCGUACGCGUCGCAGUCAAAGCCAAAUCUGAAGACGGUGCCCGUCGAUGUGUAGAAGUCCUCAAAUGCAAGGAAGGCAUGAACAAUAAGGCAUUUCUGCUGACCAUGGACAAUGGGUCAGUGGUAUUUGCAAAGUUGCCCAACGCAUGCGCAGGGCCUGCUUUUUACACGACAGCCUCGGAAGUUGCAACCCGUACUUUCCUACGCGAAAUCCUGGAUAUCCCAACUCCUCGCAUUAUCGCCUGGUCUUCCGAGAAGUCCAACCCAGUGGGAGCGGAAUAUAUACUGGAAGAGAAAGCUCAAGGCCAGCCUUUGUGGGCACUCUGGCAAGAUUGGAAUAGACUGUCAAUCAUAUCUCGGUUCGGUAUCAUAAGGCAAAUUGUCGAGUUUGAACGUAGGCUCACAGACACAGCUUUCAAGCAGUGUGGUUGUAUCUACUUCAAAGCAGAUGCUCCUUAUGGCGAGCAGCUCGCAACGACAAGAACGGCAGCACCCUCGUCCCUGGAACAAUUCAGAAUGGGCCCAUUGGUGACGAUGGAUUACUGGCAAAAAGAAAAGGCUACCAUGGAUAUGAAUAGAGGACCUUUUCACGGCGCCGUUGACUUCAUCGAAAAUAAAGCGAUCAGCGAGAAGAUGUUUCUUGAACAGCAUGGCCAUUCAAGGUUAAAUUACGCUCGUUCGCGGGUAGAGCCUGAGAUGCCUGAGGAAAUGCUGGAUCUAUUAGACACACAUCUUAAGCUCACUCCAGCUAUGGUCCCACCGCCUACAACCGAGGACAUUGAUGCCUUUACAUUGUGGCAUUCCGACCUCCAUCUUGACAAUAUAUUUGUCGAUCCCAACACUUUGCAAAUCACUAGCGUGAUUGACUGGCAAUCAACUGCAGCAACUUCUUUCUUCUGUCAUUGUGAAGUGCCAAAGAUGGUGCGACACCGAGAACCAGUCUCACUUGAUCUUUCAGACUUGCCAAAGCGGCGCGAUUGUGCCAAGGAUGCCAGUCAAAACGAAAUAGACUUCGCUGAGAAGAUGCAUAGAAGUGAGCACCUACAUCAGUACUAUCUCCAAAUCACGAGGAGGGAUAACUCAAGGCAUUGGGCUGCUCUAAAGCUAGACGAUGAGAUACAAGUCCAACCGGUUAAGAUUGUGCAACAACUGUGGGAAAGCAAUACUAUGUUCUUUCUACGACGAGCGCUCAUGCGGAUUGUCACUAAUUGGGAAAGGCUCUGCCCUGAUUCUGGCCCUUGUCCUGUAAGUUUCAGUGACGAGAAUAUCUCUCUGUUCAACCGUGAGGUAGAAAAGAGGGGGUUUGUCUCCGAUACGUUGAACCUGAUCCAGAAUAAUUAUGGCUUGAAUCCUGACGGGACAGUUGUACCGAGCAAGUAUAAUGAGAUGCAAGCCGAGCUGAAUCGUUUAAAGGCUGUUUGCUUAGAAGCCGCGGAAACUGAUGAAGAGAGAAUCGAUGUUGAGAAGUUGUGGCCAUUCCAGGAUACUGUCGACGGAGAGUCACUGGCUACAUGA